AUGCAAAUAUUCGUAAAAGCAUUGACUGGCCAAACAAUAAGUCUAGAUGUAGAUUCAUCUGAUACAAUCGAUGAAGUCAGAACUAAACUCCAAGAUAAAGAAGGUAUUCCUCUAGAUCAACAGAGGCUUAUCUUCGCAGGCAAACAAUUAGAGGAUGGCCGAACGUUAGCUGAUUAUAACGUCCUAAAAGAAUCUACGCUAAAUCUCGCUCUAAGACUGAGAGGAGGAUUUAUGGUAAUUAUAAGACUGUUGAGUCGUUGUAAACAGCAUUGAAUAGAUUUUCUUGAACCUAAAUCCAAAGUCAAAGAUAUAAAACUUAUAAUUGAAGAUAGAGAAGGAUGGCCCCUCGACGAAUUUGUCGUUAUUUUUAAUAGGCGAUUAUUAAGAGAUGAUUUAUGUCUUUCUGAUUGCAAUAUUUGUGAUAUGUCCGAAGUUUAUGUAGCUUUGCUUAGUAAUCAUUAUAUUGAGGAAAUAUGUGAUAAUUUCCAAGAACAGUACAGAAAUUGUCUUAACUAA
Blepharisma stoltei is the source of this 516-nucleotide messenger RNA. The record is from the annotation of a GenBank genome assembly. Lineage: Eukaryota; Ciliophora; Heterotrichea; Heterotrichida; Blepharismidae.